UAUAACCUGAGUUUUUCUCGUAAUGGUACGAAUAUCAAUUUGUAAACUUGCAAGAUCAAGGAUAACAUUGUUUUUCGAUCAACAUGGUCGACCUUGCCGCAUAAAUAUAAUACCACAGUUGCUUGAUGUACGGCUUCGUUCACAAGUUCUCAUAACACAUCGUACAUUCGUGGUAUAUACCUAGUUGCUUCUGGAUAUAAACAUGUCAAAUGAUUGUUCAGCAUUCGAUAUUGACCUGUCACCAAGUUAUUGGUCAAAAAGAUUUCCACGGGAAAGAAUAUGUUUAGAACACGUCAAUUUCAUCACAAAAUGUAGUGAGGAAGUGAAGAAUUCUGUUCCAAAUCAACUGAAUAUUCCAUAUGGUCAAGGAGAACGUGAAGUUAUUGAUAUUUAUGGUACAGAUUUACCACAAGAUGCUCCUGUAUUUAUUCAUUUCCAUGGAGGAUUCUGGCAAGAAAAACUGAUACGUCACAACCUCAAUUCGUUCAUUGCAAAAGUUUUGCGAGAAAAUCAAAUCAAGUCGAUAUUCGUUGGUUACGAGCUUUGCCCGAAUGUAACUCUUGAUGAUCUUUCAAGAAAUAUCGAGAAGGCACUGAAGAAAUGUCUGGAAUACGUAAAACAAACAAGGGGAAUUCACUUGUCUGGUCACUCGGCAGGAGCUCAAAUUGUAGCCAAUCUCUUCAAAGAGUUCAUACCGAACCUCCCCGAAGAAGAAAGAAAAUUAUUCAAAACAGCUUAUUUGUUGGCGGGCAUAUACGAUCUGAUGCCUCUCCUGAAGACCAGUUACAAUGCCCCGUUGAAAUUGGACGAACAAUCAGCUAAGAGAGCUAGUCCUCUAUGGCAAAAACUUAUAGCUGAAGGCACAGAUUUUUAUGUAGUCGUCGCUGAACAUGACAGUCCUCAAUUUGUUGAACAAGGAAACAAAAUGAAUGAAUACCUUUUGAGUUUGAACUUGAAGUCCCAUUUGGUGACUAUUAAAGACGUCGAUCAUUUUGAUCUACUCGAGAAAUUGUUUGACUCUGAUUACGAACUCACCAAAUUGAUCGUGAAAAGUUGUUCAGAGUAAAAUAUUGACGAAAAGACUCCAAAAAUUCACCUGAGUAUUUUUCUAACAGUGGGGAAUUUAAAAAAAUACGUUUGUGUGCAGCUAACCGUAAUUUAUCAUCAUUUGGAAGAUAUAUGAAUUUUGUAUGAAUCAAGCAUCAAGCUUUUUUCAUCUCUUUUAGCCAAAAAUAUAUUACAAGUCUUUUUGUAUUUUCCAUAUUAUAGUGUUGGAAAAUUA
Messenger RNA from Leptinotarsa decemlineata (Colorado potato beetle), 1282 nucleotides. Its product is annotated as kynurenine formamidase. Lineage: Eukaryota; Metazoa; Arthropoda; Insecta; Coleoptera; Chrysomelidae. The record is from RefSeq and is a predicted model, not a curated record. Gene Ontology annotation, molecular function: arylformamidase activity.